AUGGGCCAGCAGCCCUCAAAGGGGGCAGAUGGAAGCAAAACACCGCGGAAUGCCUCGUCUACGUCACUCGAUAAGACCACUGAGGGUCUCAAAUCAUAUCCAUCGUUCAGCAAAUCAGACACAAAGGAGUCCUCCCGUUCAUUCAGAGGUCUGCGCUCGAAGAUCCCAGGCGCAAAGACCGAUAGCCCUCGAAGCUCUUUCUCUCAAAUAGACACCACAGCUGGAGACUUGGAGCGUGCAGAUACAGGAACAUCUAACAGGUCAUCUGGCAGCUCGAAAGGCAAACCCAAGGUAGACCCUGUACCUGCUGAUGAUAGUGAGACGGAUACCCCCACAGGGACUAGCUCCCCCCAACCUCCACCAUCGCCCACAAUGUCCGCGUCUGUAGGCAAGGGUCACAAAGCUGUGGAUAAAGCGCAGCAACAAGGUGAAGUCGACCAUGUUUCUGAUGCACCUCCUUCAGGUGCAUAUGCUCCAACACAGCAUCCGCAGGCUAAGGAAUCCAUCCUGAUGAAGACCGAUAUGGUCCCUCCGAAGACAUCGAAAGCACCAAAAGCACCUUCUUCGCCUUAUCUCAGCCCUGCCAACGGUGAUGAGGACACGAUGAUAUUAUCGAGUUCCCCAAGAGUCAGUUUCGGAGGUCCAAAGUCAAUCGAUGUCGAUGAGAUGAUCAAUCGAUUACUAGAUACUGGCUACUCAACAAAGGUAACCAAGGCAGUGUGCCUAAAGAAUGCCGAAAUCACUGCCAUCUGCGCUGCUGUACGGGAGCUUUUUCUUUCCCAGCCGGCAUUGAUCGAAUUGUCUGCUCCAGUCAAAAUUGUAGGCGACGUUCACGGACAGUACACCGAUUUGAUCCGCCUGUUUGAGAUGUGCGGGUUCCCACCUCAAGCCAAUUUUCUGUUUUUGGGUGACUAUGUUGAUCGGGGCAAGCAAAGUCUUGAGACCAUACUACUUCUUCUAUGCUACAAGCUUAAAUAUCCAGAAAAUUUCUUCCUUUUACGAGGGAACCAUGAGUGCGCCAAUGUGACGAGGGUUUAUGGCUUUUACGAUGAGUGUAAGCGAAGAUGCAACAUAAAGAUCUGGAAGACGUUCAUCGACACCUUCAACUGCCUACCAAUCGCUGCCAUCGUUGCUGGAAAGAUUUUCUGUGUCCACGGUGGUCUGUCGCCUAGCCUGACACAUAUGGACGAUAUUAGGCAAAUUGCACGACCAACAGACGUACCAGAUUACGGUUUGCUCAACGACUUACUGUGGAGUGAUCCUGCAGAUAUGGAGAACGAGUGGGAGGCCAAUGAAAGAGGUGUAAGCUACUGUUUUGGCAAGAAGGUAAUAAUGGAAUUCUUGCAGCGGCAUGAUUUCGAUUUGGUGUGCAGGGCACAUAUGGUGGUCGAAGACGGUUAUGAAUUCUUUAAUGAUCGAAUACUUGUAACGGUCUUUUCAGCGCCAAAUUACUGUGGUGAAUUUGACAAUUGGGGAGCGGUGAUGUCAGUUUCUGGCGAGCUCCUGUGCAGCUUUGAGCUUCUCAAGCCCUUAGAUUCGAGUGCAUUGAAGAACCACAUCAAAAAGGGGCGUAACAAAAGAGCCAACAUGCAGCAACUGAACAGCCCCGUAAGCCAGCCUCUCGCUACCAGCGACUAA
Messenger RNA from Bacidia gigantensis, 1638 nucleotides. It is a transcript of the gene PZH1, whose product is annotated as serine/threonine protein phosphatase Pzh1. The transcript has 2 exons. Gene Ontology annotation, molecular function: protein serine/threonine phosphatase activity. Gene Ontology annotation, cellular component: nucleus; cytoplasm. The record is from RefSeq and is a predicted model, not a curated record. Lineage: Eukaryota; Fungi; Ascomycota; Lecanoromycetes; Lecanorales; Ramalinaceae. Bases 1 to 1638 code for a protein of 545 amino acids.